Messenger RNA from Temnothorax curvispinosus, 881 nucleotides. RefSeq names its product fas apoptotic inhibitory molecule 1-like. The transcript is spliced from 5 exons. Bases 60 to 650 code for a protein of 196 amino acids. The record is from RefSeq and is a predicted model, not a curated record. Lineage: Eukaryota; Metazoa; Arthropoda; Insecta; Hymenoptera; Formicidae. Gene Ontology annotation, biological process: positive regulation of neurogenesis; negative regulation of extrinsic apoptotic signaling pathway via death domain receptors; canonical NF-kappaB signal transduction.
UGGUAGUGGUAGUAAGACCGAUCAAUAAAGAGACUAGUACAGGUGCAGGCAGGAGAAACAUGGCAGGCGUCUUACUUCGAAGUCUUCAGCAUUUGGAAACUUCAGCUAACGAACCUACUGCCAAAUGGACUGUUCCUUUAAGCGACGGGAAUCAUGUGGUGGAGUUUGAACAUGGAACGGCAACAGGCCGACGCAUGGUAAAAGUCGAUGGCAAUAACAUAGUUCACAGAGAAUGGAUGUUUCGUCUGGUCGGUGAUGAAGUAUUUAUGUUCAAUAACACCAAGUUCGUGAUCAGAGUCGAUCCAAUGCCAGGUCUGAAAUAUUCUUACUCGUUGUGGGUGAACGGAAAGAGCUAUAAGCAAUUUGUCCAAUCGCAAUCAAAAAUACUGGAGACUUGGUUGGCCAAAGUUGGGAACGAAGAAUAUAGAGUCGUGUUAGAUAAACACGCUCACAGCGUUUGGGUGAAUGGACAAGAAGUGGAAGUUGAGAGCGAAUUUAUGGACGGUGGUGCGGAAAUUCUCUUCUCCGUUGGCGGCUUACCGGCCGCUAUCAGAUCUUAUAGUUCGGAACAAAAAGAGAUUGGUAUAGCGUAUGCUUUAUAUAUCAAUGACGUUGAAAUACAGCAAGAAGGUUUGUUGGAAGAAUCUUGAUCAUCUUAACUUGUCUAAUUAGAUUUUACGUGUUUGAUACUAAUUGAUAUAAGUAUAUGCACAUCAUUGAUAAUAUAAUCAUAAAUUAUAUGCAUCAAUAAAUGACUACACAAGUGUGAAACACAAUAUUUUUAAAAUGUUAUUAUUGUUUAAAAUUAUAUUUAAUCACACUACUAUCAAAUGUGCCAUGUAACUUUGUGUACAUUUUUUAAACUAUGAGUGUAAAAUAAA